UAAAUACCGGACGGACCCAUCCGGCAGGUAAUGCGCAUGCGCAAGGGCAAUGCACUUACGAAAAAUGAUUAUAUAGGUUAUUUUUUAAGAUAUAUUGAGUUUAACCUUCACAGAAGGAGACAAACACGGAGAGACGAUGGCAGGAGAAGAGGAGCAGAGUCGAGAUAAGGGUUUCAGGUUGAUGGGGAUCCUGGAUGUCCAGAGAACUCCAUGUGCCAGAGAGGCCAUCCUGCAUGGAGCUGGAGGCUCACUGGCUGCUGGCCUGCUCUACUUCCUGGCUACCAGUCGGGUUAAGAGGUCUUUCGACGUAGGAUUUGCAGGUUUUAUGGUCACCACGCUUGGGUCCUGGUUCUACUGCAGGAUGAACAACGCUAAACUACGUGUGCAGCAGAGGUUUAUACAGGAAGGCUUGAAGAACAAGGUGGUGUACGAAGGAACUGUUCGAGACCCCACAAACAAGCCGAAUCCAGAGACGCCUUCAGGCCCCUCGUGACCUCCAGCAGUGCUGCUCCUGCUUUCCCAUAAAGGAUUUAGAGGACAGGAGAGGACGCUGUCGGGGUAAACUGACCGAACUUAUUUGGACUGUACACAUCAUGGAUAUGGAUAUUGUUUUUGUUGUUGUUUGUUGUCGUGAUGUCGAGGAACUCAGCCCGCUGUUUGAAAAAAGCCUUUCCUCUCAGUUGAGUGACAGAUCUUUGUGUUCCCAGAAUGUCAAGCUGCUCGUACUGUGCAUUCUACUCUUAAAUUAAUAAUAAAACAAUCUUUUACA
Stegastes partitus (bicolor damselfish) is the source of this 769-nucleotide messenger RNA. It is a transcript of the gene cox20, whose product is annotated as cytochrome c oxidase assembly factor COX20. The transcript is spliced from 4 exons. Gene Ontology annotation, cellular component: mitochondrion; mitochondrial inner membrane. The record is from RefSeq and is a predicted model, not a curated record. Gene Ontology annotation, biological process: mitochondrial respiratory chain complex IV assembly. Bases 137 to 493 code for a protein of 118 amino acids. NCBI's taxonomy places the organism in Eukaryota, Metazoa, Chordata, Actinopteri, Pomacentridae.